UAUUAAGGUUUCAGUAGUUCACGGCUAGCAUCAUCAGGCGCGUGUGCACCGCGUUUUUUGUUCCUUGUACGAAUACGUCUGUCAUAAAUGGACGAAGUAAAAAGGUUAUUCGGGCGGGAAAGCGAGGUUCGGGAAAUUGAAUAAUAAUAUUAAAAGAGGAACAUACCGUAUUUGUAAGAUGGUCUAAUAUAACACCGAGGAAAAGAAUGCAAUAUGUCCGUGACCAAUCCACUUGUCAAAGAACUGAAAGGUUGGACCAGAAAGUUCACCGAAUUCGGAGGCUAUAUCGACGAUAAAAAUCCAGAUCUCGUCGAAUUCUGCAUUUGCUUGGAAAGAUGCUUCCAAAAAGGUGUCUCGAUGCUCAUCAACGUUGUGGGUUUUCCAAAAAUGCCAGAAACUUGGUACUGGCUGGAAGAACUCGCACAUAAAAACGAAAGAUCAUUGCUUACUUUUUACUCGGUGGUUGAACUCGUUCGUGAGAGUGACAAAGUACAAUCAUCUGUGGGAAAACUCAGACUUUUCAUUCGUGUUGCUCUUACACGAAAAUGUCUCCAUAUCCCCGUGCAAACACUGGUGAGAACUCCUGGAUUAGCUUCAGAGUACUAUGACAGCAAUAGUAUACUUGGUGACGAGAUUCUCGGUGAAAUAUUUCUCUCAGUUUUGCUACAAAUCAGUAGAUUGAAUUUCCGACUAGACCCGAGGAAUGCAAGCUUUUUGGACGAAACAUGGCUUUUGCCGGAAUACAAAUUUUUUGAGUUGGUACCUUGCAAAUCUUUGGGCAUAUCCAUUUGUUUUAUUAAUGGAAAAGCGUUGAUCGUUCAUCUUCAAGAGAAUUCUGUUGCUGCUGAAGACGAAAAAAUUGAAGUUUGUGAUGUUCUUGACGAAAUUAAUGGAAACGUCAUAACUUCGACUACGCAAGGAAGACUUCAGAAAAUAAUAAGAAAGUCUAGUGGUUUGCCCAUAUAUUUACAUAUCAUAAAAGCCCGUUACAAAGAUUCCCAAGAAUAUUACGGACCAAUAACGACGCUCUGCAAACGUUCUGGUCUCAAGCAUAUCAUACGCAUGAUCCAGUCACCAAAGCCAAUAUCAAAAGAGAAUGAAAAACCCUCAACAGCCAGAAAAGAUUUGAGUAAAUCUUUGAAUUCUGGUUAUUCGGUAAUAUAUUGCGGUCAAGUCAGCACCGGAAAUGAGGGCGAUGUCAAACAAAUAGAAAAAGCUAUGUGGCGAUUGUUGAAUAGCGGAAAUUCUACCAAAAUUCCCGUUAGAUUUGAGACUCUGGAAAUAGGAAUCCGAGUUAUUCGAGAAUCUGACGAAAGUGUAAUAUUACAGCCAAGCUAUAUGGAAAUAUCAUCAUGUGGACGCACUGCUAAAAUACCAGAUUAUUUUGCGUUCAUUGCAGGAGAAACAAAUUGUAACGUAGCUAAAAACUUUACGGCUCAUGUGUUUCGUCACCAACGCGAGAGCGAAGUACAAACGAUUCUUCAGAGCCUUGGUCAAGGCUUUCACAGAACUCAUUUCGCAGUUUAAAAAAAAUAUGAAAAAUGUUUCAAAAAAUUACCAAAGAGUAUGAAAUAACUUGUGUGUAAAAUAAAUAACAUUGACUUAUGACAUUAUUGAAAUGAAAAAAGAAAGUAUAAUACACGACGUAAAAAUGAACCUGUCAAUUAUGAUUAAAAUGAUGUAAUGUGCAACAUUCGUCGUAUAUCUUUUCAAUAAUAAACGUUUAUUUUCA
Messenger RNA from Venturia canescens, 1732 nucleotides. RefSeq lists its product as uncharacterized. Lineage: Eukaryota; Metazoa; Arthropoda; Insecta; Hymenoptera; Ichneumonidae. The coding region runs from base 214 to 1527 and encodes 437 amino acids. Gene Ontology annotation, molecular function: protein binding. The record is from RefSeq and is a predicted model, not a curated record. The transcript is spliced from 8 exons.